AUGAGCUGCGAAAGCAACGGAGAUAUUGCUCAACCAGUGGUAGAAAAGGUUUCGAGACUGAUAAUACGUGACAUUGACGUAGAGAAUUUCAAAUCGUACGCGGGAAAGCACCGCAUCGGACCGUUUCAUAAGACAUUUGCGACGGUUGUUGGACCUAAUGGCUCCGGAAAGUCUAACGUUAUUGAUGCAAUGCUCUUCGUGUUUGGAAAGAAUGCGAGGAAGAUCCGUUUGGAGAAACUCUCUGAACUUAUUCAUACCUCUGCGGCGCAUCCAAAUUUCACAUAUGCCUCAGUAACAGUGCAUUUUGUACGCUUACGCGAGAGUGCAGAACAGCAACGGGACCCGAACCAACGUGAGGAAAUCCCAAACAGUGUACUUUCCAUUAAGAGGGAGGUGUAUAAAACCGGUGCCUCUCAAUAUUUCAUUCAAGGCACCAGAACAACACAACGGGAGGUCGUGGAGACGCUCAUCAAAGAGGGUGUAGACCUGGAACACAACCGGUUUCUUAUUCUUCAAGGUGAAGUGGAGCAAAUUGCGCUCAUGAAACCUAAAGCAGAGCGUGAGGGUGAGGAGGGUUUACUUGAGUACCUUGAUGACCUUAUAGGAACUAACGACUUUGCACAGUGCAUAUCAGAGGCGACACGGGAAGCGGAAGCGGCGCAACAACAGCGUUUAGACGCCUUGGAUCGCGAGCGUAAGCUACGCGCUGAACGGGAGGCGCUAGACUCCGCCAAGAAUAGUGCGAUAGAAUUCGUCAAGAAAGACAAUUUACAACAAAAGACGUUGAUUGUACUCUGCCAGCUGAGGAUGCAAGUUGUCGAAGAGAAGCUCGCUGAACCCCGUCGUCUUCUGAAAGAAAUAGACAACCGUGUCGAAAAAUUGAAGGUGACUGUGGAUGAAAAAAUGGCGGAGAAGUCAGCUGCUGAGGAUGAGCUUCACAAACGGAAGAAAGAACUCGCUGAAGCAACGAAGGAGCGUGACGCAGCCCGUACAAAAAGAGACGUUGCUCAGAAGGAGGUGGAUCGUUUGAAAUCCGGGGCCGAUGAGCAGUCGAAGUCAAGGAAAGAAAAGGAAAAACAAAUAAAAGAUGCUGCAAGCGACAUGCAAAAGGCUCAACUACAACAACAGGACGCGGAUCGAGAGGCUGCCAUCCAUCAGCAGAAUCUCAAUGAAGCGCGAGAACAAGUAGAAAAACUUCAGAAAGAGUAUGACGUCGCAACAGAGAGGUUUGUUAGCAUCUUCACACCACUUCGCCAGGAGCUAGAUAAGAAGAAGGCUGAUUUUGCCCCAUAUGAAAAAGCUCUGGUGGAAGCAAAGGAGCAACUUGAUACGGCCCAAAACCGCUUACAAUUACUUGAUGUUUCGGGGACGAAGCGGCAGGAACAGUUACAUAACAUUGCCUCUGCGUUACAAUGUAACAUGCGGCGUAUUGAAGAAGUGGAGAGGCUCUUGAAAGGAGCUGAUCCCAAUAAAUACAACGCGGAGCUAAAGGGUCUUCAAGAAACCCUUGCAAAAGCAGCAGAAAAGAAACACAGCAUAAAUGCUUCUAUACAGGAUAUCAAGAAUUCCUUUAGCGAAGGUGAAAGCGAUGAUCGGGCCGUUAGAUUUCUUCUUCUGCAGCGCUCGCUCAAGGGCUACUAUGGCACACUAAGACAACUUGGUCGCAUUGAUGACGCAUACGAUGUUGCAGCUGGUGUGGCAAGCAACGCGUGGUCUUAUCACGUGGUGGAAGAUCGGGAGACGGCAGCCAAAGCCCUCGAGUUGCUGCGCACGCAUGACAUUGGACGUGCCACAAUGAUUGUACUGAAGGAAAUCGAACGGCAAAUUGGAAACCGAAUGGAAACACCCUUCACUUCACCAACCCCAAAGGCAAAGCGCUUGUUUGAUCUUAUUACCCCUGUCAAUGACCGGUUCCGUAUUGCCUUCUAUCAGGCUUUAGGGAAUACACUUGUGGUAUCUGGUCUUACUGAGGCGCGUGAGGUGGCCUUUGGUGGUCCUCAACGUUAUCGUGUCGUAACGCUUCGUGGAGAGUUGGCAGAGCCCGGUGGGUCCUUAACGGGAGGCGGUAACACGCCACGUGGGGCGGGGCUGAAGGCAGCUCGACUUCCGGUAGACAAGGAGGCGGUGCGCGCAACUCUUCAAAACUUGCAAGCAGAGCUGGUGGAAGCGGCUCAAGCCGAGUGCGACGCCCAGAGUAGAAUACAUGAACUACGCGAAAAGCAGCGGCACCUCAAUCCUGCUCAGAUAUCGCAACUUCAUGUGGAAUUAAACACGCUUCGUGUCACCGUGGAAGCGGAUUCGCAGCGCCAGGCUCGGAUAGAGCGGGAAAUUAGGGAGGCUUCGCAAGAGAACGAGAGGAAACGGAGGGCGCUGGAGUGUGCUGUCGAGGAAGCAGAAAGACAGCUUGGUGCCGCAGAGAAGUCUCAUAUCAAGCACCGUAGUGCACUGGAAGAACUCGAAAACAAAAUUGACAACGUUGGUGGACUUGAAUACAAGGCGCUAUGCCAGAACCUGAAGACCCAACAGGAACGGGUGGAGGCAGAAGACAAGGCCCUGCGGGAAUGUCGGCGAUUAUCACAGCGUCUCCGUGCGACGCAAGAACGCAAAGAGCGAGAUAUUGCGCAAUACAACGAAGAUCUUAAUCGCAUUCUUGCUGAGUCUUCUGGUGAGUUGGAGGCGGCGCUUGUGACGGCGAAGGAAAUAGCGGAGGAGGUUACGCGGGCAUUCAAAGGGGCAGAGAUGAGGUUUAACGACGCCCAGUUGGCUCUGGAAGGUGCAAAGGCAGCUGUACCAGUGGCACAUAAGGCUUUGGUUGAGGCUCAGAGACGGUUAGACGAUGAGGACCGAUUUCGACAGAUAGAAGUGGCUAAAAUGGCUGAUGCUUUGCAAGAGUUGGCGAAGUUUGAGCAGAAGAUUGAUGGUUGUGAAGAAAAAAUUAGGGAAAACGUAGAUUUUUAUGGCAUAGAAACUCUAGACCUCAAAGAUAAUGAAGAAGAAAGAAGAGACGAGGACGAAGAGAAUGACGCAGUAAAUGCAAACGAUGAGUCUGCUUCUCAGGACGCGGAGGGGGAUGGUCGUAGUGAUAACGGCGCAGACGAUGUUCUCUCUCAGGACCGCGAAGAGGAGAAGGUGGAUGUGAGGAACAUGACUUUUCGACUUUCGGCAGAGCAACUGUUGAACUACAAUUACGACGAAUGUGUGCAUAAAGCAAAACUACUGAGUGAAGAAGCCAAGAGGUUGAAUAAUAUGAUCGACUUCCGUGCGGUUCGGCUGUGGCGUGAGCGCGAUGCUGAGCACCGCAAGGGGAAGGCUGAAUAUCUUCGAAUAAGGGAAAUAUCAGAUGCGGCCGACCAGCGGUUGCAAAAGUUGAAGGAUGAACGCAGGGACUGUUUCAUGGCGUGUUUUGUUCGUGUUCAAAAUCGUUUGCGUGAAGUUUACCAACUGCUUACACACGGUGGUGACGCGGACUUGGAACUUGUUGAUGCAAAUGAUCCCUUUGAAGGAAUUCAGUUUGUUGUUCGACCCCCGAAAAAGUCAUGGAAGCAGAUUUCCAACCUCUCUGGUGGUGAAAAGACUCUGUCGAGCUUAGCACUUAUUUUCGCGCUGCACGACAUUAAACCGACACCGAUUUAUGUCAUGGAUGAAAUAGACGCCGCACUGGACUUCCGCAACGUUUCCAUUGUUGCAAACUACAUCCUUCGUCAAGCCAGUGGUGCGCAGUUUAUCAUCAUUUCUCUCCGAAACAACAUGUUUGAAAUGGCUCAUCAGCUCGUUGGUGUUUUCAAACGGUCAGAUGUGGCUCGUACGGUGGGUAUAAAUCCAGUCGUUUUUCAGCAAAAGGUGUUGAGUGUUCUUCAGGAACGCAAACGCAAAAGGACGGGUUCAACAGGAGAUGUGCAAAUUAAAGUAGAAGAUAAAGUUGCAUGUAACAACGAAGCCGCUGACAUCCUCGUAAGCAGCAGAAGUGCCAGCAGGUGCAGGUCUUCAGUGCCGAGAGCCAAAACAACACCAAAGUCUUCUCAAAAGGGUAGUGGAAAAACUCCGAGGAAUUGUGGGGUUGCCGCAAAUGGAGUUCGUUUGAAGGUAGAGGAAGAUGCCUAA
Trypanosoma brucei brucei TREU927 is the source of this 4101-nucleotide messenger RNA. Its product is annotated as structural maintenance of chromosome 4, putative. The record is from RefSeq and is a predicted model, not a curated record. Gene Ontology annotation, biological process: mitotic chromosome condensation. Gene Ontology annotation, cellular component: chromosome. Gene Ontology annotation, molecular function: protein binding; ATP binding; ATP hydrolysis activity. Lineage: Eukaryota; Euglenozoa; Kinetoplastea; Trypanosomatida; Trypanosomatidae. The coding region runs from base 1 to 4101 and encodes 1366 amino acids. The transcript has a single exon.